GAAGGCUGUAAAGGGACAAGGGGAACACACUGUCUGGGCUGGGGCAGGCAGGAGACAGGGAGCAUCCAGCUUAUGUGGGGACAGUGGGAUCAGCCCCACACAGCUGCUGGGACACGGCUCAGAGCCCGUCACAUCCUUGUGGCACAGAGCUGCAGUGCAGCACAGCACAGCUGAACUCCCCUGAGGGACGGAGACUCCUGCUGAGGGGCCCAACUCUGCCCUGCUCUCACAGGGCAUAAUGGUUCAGGGGAGAGGGGAGGCCCGAUCCAUGCAGGGGGCAGCAGGGUCAUGUGCAGCAGCCCAGGCUGCCCUCUGCAAGGCCACAGCCCUGCACCGGCAGCUGGUGCUGCAGCUCGGGGGCAGCGCCGACAGCCCCUGGCUGCGGGAGGAGCGACGCAGGAGGAGCAUGGAGGCACAGAAGCUCAGUACAGGGCUGCAGCAGGAGCUGCUGUGGGGGCUGCGGCAGGCACUGGCGAGUCCUGAGGAGCAGCGGGAACUGGAGCGGCUCUGGGUGCUCUACCUCUCUGCCCUGGAGCUCUUCCUGCAGGACCUGCGCAGAGCCCACCACCUCUGCCAGCUUUUCUCUGCUCAGGGGGGUGGCACAGCCCCACUGUGCACGGGGCUGGGGAGCUGGGGGCCACACAGUCACAGGGGGAGACGGAGAGGGGGAGGUUCCAGGCAGCCCCCAGACACCCCACACCUGGAGGAGGAGAUCGAGCAGGUGAUGGCCACACUGUCAGAGAUGGAGAGCAGAGCCAACAUCCCACUGUGGACAGUGGAGGCCACGCAGUCAGAGGGGAUGGGAAGCACUGCAGCCCCCACAGCUUGGAGGCUGUCCUGUGCCAGACAUUGCUGCAGGGUCCUCUGACUGGAAGGCAGGAGAGGACAGGGCAGGGCUGGCAGCUCCUGUGCCCACUCAGUCACCACAGAGAAAGGCAGAGAGCUCCGUGUACCCUCCCCAGCCCCUGUCCAGGCAGGCGAUUCUGGGGGCUGCCCCUGUUCUGCAGGAGCAACAGGACAAGUUCUGAGCACCUCAAGUGCUAAUAAAGCCCUUCUU
Messenger RNA from Colius striatus (speckled mousebird), 1057 nucleotides. Its product is annotated as regulator of G-protein signaling 9-binding protein-like. The record is from RefSeq and is a predicted model, not a curated record. Gene Ontology annotation, biological process: G protein-coupled receptor signaling pathway. The transcript has 2 exons. Gene Ontology annotation, cellular component: neuron projection. Bases 239 to 868 code for a protein of 209 amino acids. Lineage: Eukaryota; Metazoa; Chordata; Aves; Coliiformes; Coliidae.